Messenger RNA from Saccharomyces mikatae IFO 1815, 255 nucleotides. RefSeq names its product Yos1p (gene YOS1). NCBI's taxonomy places the organism in Eukaryota, Fungi, Ascomycota, Saccharomycetes, Saccharomycetales, Saccharomycetaceae. Gene Ontology annotation, cellular component: Golgi membrane; endoplasmic reticulum membrane; COPII-coated ER to Golgi transport vesicle. Gene Ontology annotation, biological process: endoplasmic reticulum to Golgi vesicle-mediated transport. Bases 1 to 255 code for a protein of 84 amino acids. The record is from RefSeq and is a predicted model, not a curated record. The transcript has 3 exons.
AUGAUAUUUGGAUUGGGUAGGCUAUUCUAUGUCAUUCUAUUGCUAAUUAAUGCUGUUGCAGUGCUGAGCGAGGAGAGAUUUUUGAGAAGAAUCGGCCUAGGAAGGUCAAAUGACGAGGCGCCUGUUUUUGGUCAAGAUAAAAAUACCACCAAAUCUAAGGUUGUGCAAUUGAUUGGUGCCGUACAAACCUUACUGAGGAUACCAUUAAUUGGAAUAAAUGUACUGGUAAUCAUUUAUGAAUUAAUAUUGGGAUGA